Lentinula edodes (shiitake mushroom) is the source of this 1416-nucleotide messenger RNA. RefSeq lists its product as uncharacterized. Gene Ontology annotation, cellular component: mitochondrion. The record is from RefSeq and is a predicted model, not a curated record. NCBI's taxonomy places the organism in Eukaryota, Fungi, Basidiomycota, Agaricomycetes, Agaricales, Omphalotaceae. The coding region runs from base 1 to 1416 and encodes 471 amino acids. The transcript is spliced from 6 exons.
AUGCCUGCGCAUGCAUUCUUAGGAUGCCCGUCACAAAUCCCCCCCAAAAUUCAAGACCUCGCCCAAGCAGAAAUAAAGAAGAUUCAGUCGAAUCGUCCAGGUCAAAAAGAGGCAUCGGAUAAGGUCGUUGCUUCACGCGACCUGAAUGCGUUACAAAAUGUGGCAUCCAUAGUGAUGCAGAAAAAGGCAAAGGAGGUGUAUCUUAUUGGUCAAGGUGGCUUCAACCAGGUGUUUGCAAUCAUCUUCGAAGACGGAACGGACAUCAUUGCACGCAUCAAUGGUAGCCGCGCCUUACAAGAUUCAGACAAGCCGCCAGCCGAAAUAGUACGACGCAUCCAAAGCGAAUUCGCGACAAUCAAAUUCAUACAAACAAAUACGACGAUUCCAGUUCCUGAGAUCAUCUUCCGAGAAAACAAUUUCGAAAACAAUGUCGGUGCACCGUAUAGCCUGCAGAAGCGUAUUAUCGGACAAAUGAUGGCUGAUAUAUGGCCAAGCAAGUUCAAUCCUUCUUGCAUGAACGGCGAACAAGCUAUUAGCGCAGUCAAGCAAAUCGCGGACUUCGAAUGUCAGCUACUGCGUUACCCAAGCUUUGAUUCUAUCGGAAGCCUUGAAUACGACGAAGCUGCUAACGAAUUUCGAGUUGGACCGCUCACUCCAUUAUAUAAAUUGUCCACUUUCCCUGGAUUUCACCCUGGUCCUUGGAAAUCUUCAACUGAGUAUCUUCGCUCCCUGAUAAUUUUACAGAAAUCAAUCCUGCAACAACCAGACUGGUUGGAUGAUCGUCGCUCCUUCUUCACGCUCAUGAACACUUACGGGAAUGAUAUCCCAAAAAUCGAGGACAUAGAUACAGAGGUUCGCUCUGAUCAUGCACACUUUACAGCUUGGUAUAAUAUGUUGGAGGCCAAUUUGGACCAUCUGGAUCUUAGCCCAUUUGAUCCACCGCAUUACCCAUUUGUCUUGUUGCAUGAAGAUUUGAACAUUGGUAAUGUUAUGAUGGAUUAUGAGGAUCCCAGAAAAGUAGUUGCAGUCAUUGACUGGGAGGGGAGUCGUGUUGUUCCAUUUUGGGUUGGUUGCUCCUAUAGCUUGAUUGAUAAUUCCAACUGCGGCAAUGAUCCAGAGGAGCAAAAAAUCUAUUGUCGGAUGGUUGAGACUCGCGAUGAAAUCAGGAAGAAGAAUCUUGAUCCAUCACUCUGGAAUGAGCACACCAUCCCAAUCUUCAACAGCUUAUUCAACCUAUACCAACUUGCCUCACGGUCACCUACUCGAGUACCUGUGGCUCUCUUUAAUACAUUGCUGCAGAGAUUUCUAGCAGCUCGCCCCCAGGAGGACAUUGACAUGUUUCAUCCCAUGUUAGAGCUUGGUUUGGGAUAUGCUAAUGAAACUUCCCAAGCACUCGCACGUCUUUACGGUUAUUAA